GGUGUACUUAAAAUACGGAAAUGAAACUUCAGAGCGAAAGUCGAGAAAAUCUUGAAAAUGUCAGAUGAAUGGGAAGAAGAGGAGCAGUGUCUGAUGGUCGAUCUUCAUGGAAUUUUAGAGCAUGAUUUCAUCCAAAAAGCUGAGGGAAACUGUAAAGUUCUAGGUAUUGGGACAGAGACACCGUACGUACAGCUGGAUGGGUACACGUUUGCUGGGAAGUAUGUACCUCCACUGGGGUCCUACCUUGUUCUGGAAGAGAAGUCAGCAGAUAUUGUUAAUCCUCAAGAAAAUACCUCUACCAAGGCCAGUCUAGAGUUUGUUGCAUGUCUAGACAGAAAAUUAGACAUGAACAGAGCAUUCAUUUCACCAAAACUUCCAGAGGGCUCUGUUACAGCGGAAAGUUCAAGGUCAAAUACGGACACAAGUCAACAAGACAAUCAAGAUACACAGAAUCAGCAUAGUAAUGAUGGACCUGCCAAUCAGCACGCAGAGCUUGCACCUCCUGCUUCAGAGACAGUGUCAGAGGUCACAUAAGUCAACAGGGAAUUAUGGGAAAUAUGUUCCAACAGAGAUGACAUCAUGAGUGAGAGUUUAAACACAGAACUUGGAUAGGGAGGUUCUAAAGAUCAGAAUAUAAUCUGAUUUUAGUAAAGAGCUGUACAUUCCGAAGACACCGACAUUCGAAGAUCAUAUUUAUCUAUGUGUUCAAGUUUCUUCUGUUGUAGAAAAAACUCAGCAAAGUAAGCAAUUCUUUUUUAAGUUGAGACAAAAUGCACCACUUGGCAUGAUUGACUGGAGAAAAAAUGAUACUACUAUUUACAUACAUAUUACAUGUAGAUAUCAUAUGUUCAAUUGAAGUCCUCUAUGAGUCCAUACAUGUACAUUCAUAUAAAAGUUUCAAGAUAAAUCUAAUUCUUUAUAAUGGUAUUCAUUUGUACAUGAGCUAUACCUAAUAAAACUGACAUAAAUGGAA
Messenger RNA from Ostrea edulis (European flat oyster), 973 nucleotides. Its product is annotated as general transcription factor 3C polypeptide 6-like. Gene Ontology annotation, biological process: transcription by RNA polymerase III. Lineage: Eukaryota; Metazoa; Mollusca; Bivalvia; Ostreida; Ostreidae. The transcript has 5 exons. The coding region runs from base 58 to 534 and encodes 158 amino acids. Gene Ontology annotation, cellular component: transcription factor TFIIIC complex. The record is from RefSeq and is a predicted model, not a curated record.